Molecule: messenger RNA, 349 nt
Organism: Staurois parvus
Lineage: Eukaryota; Metazoa; Chordata; Amphibia; Anura; Ranidae
Source: the annotation of a GenBank genome assembly
CCGCUCUCCCCCACCCAGAGGGGGGUGUCGAAGUUCUGAGUUUUACUGUAAAUCUUCCGGGAACUGCGUUAUGACGUCCCAGCGGUGCGAUGGCCACCCCGACUGUGCUGAUGGGGCAGAUGAGACUGGCUGUGUGUCCACAACGCUGCCCGACACCACCUGGAGUGCUGAAGAUUGGACCAGCCCUACCGCAAGCGCAGUGGGAGGAGAAAGCCCUCGUUGGCCGGGUGUUUCCACCCCUUCAGCUAGACCAACCAUAUCCACAAUACAGGGACCUGGGGGCACCGCUCAGCCUAAAUUCCCAGAGGGAGAGAUUUCGGCACCUCCAGCUUCAUGUGACAGAGCUCUG